AUGACUUGGGCAAUGGCAGAACUGGCUAAAAAUCCAGAAGCAAUGAAGAAAGUUCAAGGAGAGAUUAGAAGUCACGUGGGAUCGAAGGGAAAGGUAGAAGAAUCAGACCUUGAAAACUUCCAAUACUUAAAAAUGGUAGUUAAAGAAACUCUAAGGUUGCAUCCAACAGAUCCAUUUAUUGCAAGACAAACCAUGAAGCACAACAACAUUUAUGGUUAUGACAUAUACCCCAAGACAUGGGUCUUAAUAAAUACAUGGGCGAUGGGGAGAGAUCCAAAGUAUUGGCAAAAUCCAGAAGAAUUCUUGCCAGAAAGGUUUAAGAAUAGCUCUAUUGAUUUUGUCGAAAAUCAUAAUUUGGAAUACAUACCUUUUGGAGGAGGUCGAAGGAUCUGUCCUGGAUUGAAUAUGGGAGUUGUGUUAACAGAGCUCGUUCUCGCCAAUUUAUUGUGCACUUUCGACUGGGAAUUGCCAAAAGGAUUGAAGACGGAAGAUCUAAACAUGGACGAGUCAUUAGGGAGUAGAUAUGACCCAUUUGAGCUUGUAACCCAUCAAGCAUGUGUUUAA
This is a messenger RNA of Papaver somniferum (opium poppy), 564 nucleotides long. RefSeq names its product cytochrome P450 71B20-like. Gene Ontology annotation, molecular function: oxidoreductase activity, acting on paired donors, with incorporation or reduction of molecular oxygen; heme binding; monooxygenase activity. The record is from RefSeq and is a predicted model, not a curated record. Lineage: Eukaryota; Viridiplantae; Streptophyta; Magnoliopsida; Ranunculales; Papaveraceae. The transcript has a single exon. Bases 1 to 564 code for a protein of 187 amino acids.